Molecule: messenger RNA, 1005 nt
Organism: Didymodactylos carnosus
Lineage: Eukaryota; Metazoa; Rotifera; Eurotatoria; Philodinida; Philodinidae
Source: the annotation of a GenBank genome assembly
AUGGCGUAUCGUAUGACGCAUUAUUCGUUCACAUAUCCAGCUGUUAAUGAUCACACGCCACUAUUUAUUACUGUAUUUUAUGUAGCAAACAGUUUGAUAAAUACACGACCAUUUCCAUCAUGGACAGUUCCCUAUUUAAUUGUAUUAUUGAUUAUUGGAAGUAUUGGUAAUGUUUUGACUGUUAUCUUAUUUUUUCAAAAAAAUUUGCGACAAAAUACGUGUUAUAUCUAUUUUUUCUCUUUGGCACUUGCCGAUGAAGUUGCCCUAUUACUUCCCUCGAUUCGUCGUAUUAUAUGGAUUACGUACAAAUUAGACGUUCGUUCUAUUAACAAUUUUCUAUGUAUAGCUGACGGAUUCUUUACUGGCUAUUCCUCUCAAAAAGCAGCAUGGAUAUUAGCUGUGAUAUCGGUUGAUCGAUGUAUUUCAAUUGUCUGUACUGGCAAAUUGAAAUACACUAUUCGUAAAACAAAAUUUAUUGCUUGUGUUAUUAUCACUGUAACUUUGUUGUUAGUUGUCGUCAAUUUUCCUCAUUUUCUACUUCGAAUUAAUAGUGCAAAACAGUGUCGAGGACAAAUAUCUUUUUCAUUAUCAUAUACUAUUAUCGAUUUAUUUGUAUAUACUGUUUUACCGUUUACAACGAUGAUCAUUUGUAACACAAUAAUAAUACAUAAAAUUCGUACACUUCGACGGAAUUUAUCUGCAUUUAAACUUCAAUCAUCCAGAACACAGGGUUAUGAAAUUCAAUUAACCAUUUCAAUGUUAGCUAUAUCCACAAUGUUUCUUUUUUUACUCUUUCCCUAUUGUUUUAUGGUCGUUUAUCAAGCAGCACUCAAAAGUGGAGAACAUAUAUUUGAAAUAACAGCACUAAUAUCGUACAUUAAUCAUUCAAUUAACUUUUAUCUCUAUCUGAUUGUUGCCGUUAAUAUUCGAAAAGAAAUUAUUAGACUGCUAAAAAAAUUUUGCAAUUAUUUUACACAAUCUGAUGAAUUAAAAACAAUUACAUAA